AUGGUAUUCCGCUCCCCUCUAGAGCUCUAUCCCUCCCACUUCUUCUUGCCAAACUUCGCGGAUCCUCACCACCGCUCCCUACUUCUGGCUAGUAGCAGCGGCGGCGGCGGCGGCGGGAGCAGUGCGGGAGGAGGCGGCGGCGGCGCGGGAGGAGGCGGCGCGGGAGGAGGCGGCGGCGGUGGCGGAGGAGGCGGCGGCAGCGGCGGCGGCUCCAGGGCCCCCCCGGAAGAGUUGUCCAUGUUCCAGCUGCCCACCCUCAACUUCUCUCCGGAGCAGGUGGCCAGCGUCUGCGAGACGCUGGAGGAGACUGGGGACAUCGAGCGGCUGGGACGCUUCCUCUGGUCCUUGCCCGUGGCCCCGGGGGCGUGCGAGGCCAUCAACAAGCACGAGUCCAUCCUGCGCGCCCGAGCCGUGGUCGCCUUCCACACGGGCAACUUUCGCGACCUCUACCACAUCCUGGAGAACCACAAGUUCACCAAAGAGUCGCACGGCAAGCUGCAAGCCAUGUGGCUGGAGGCGCACUACCAGGAGGCGGAGAAGCUACGCGGCCGCCCUCUCGGCCCAGUGGACAAGUACCGAGUGAGGAAGAAGUUCCCGUUGCCCCGGACCAUCUGGGACGGCGAGCAGAAGACUCAUUGCUUCAAGGAGCGGACUCGGAGCCUGCUCAGGGAGUGGUACCUUCAGGACCCCUAUCCCAACCCCAGCAAGAAACGCGAACUGGCUCAGGCCACGGGCCUCACCCCCACACAAGUAGGCAACUGGUUUAAGAAUCGGCGGCAGCGCGACCGGGCGGCUGCGGCCAAGAACAGGCUGCAGCAUCAGUCGAUCGGACAGAGCGGCAUGCGCUCGCUGGCUGAGCCUGGCUGUCCGACGCACGGCUCGGCAGAGUCGCCAUCCACGGCGGCCAGUCCCACAACCAGUGUGUCCAGCCUGACAGAACGAGCGGACACCGGCACCUCCAUCCUCUCGGUAACCUCCAGCGACUCGGAAUGUGAUGUAUGA
Vombatus ursinus (common wombat) is the source of this 1002-nucleotide messenger RNA. RefSeq names its product SIX homeobox 3 (gene SIX3). Gene Ontology annotation, biological process: regulation of transcription by RNA polymerase II; eye development; brain development. Bases 1 to 1002 code for a protein of 333 amino acids. Gene Ontology annotation, molecular function: RNA polymerase II cis-regulatory region sequence-specific DNA binding; DNA-binding transcription factor activity, RNA polymerase II-specific. Gene Ontology annotation, cellular component: transcription regulator complex; nucleus. Lineage: Eukaryota; Metazoa; Chordata; Mammalia; Diprotodontia; Vombatidae. The transcript has 2 exons. The record is from RefSeq and is a predicted model, not a curated record.